Messenger RNA from Gastrolobium bilobum, 1123 nucleotides. RefSeq lists its product as uncharacterized. The record is from RefSeq and is a predicted model, not a curated record. The transcript has 2 exons. The coding region runs from base 34 to 702 and encodes 222 amino acids. Lineage: Eukaryota; Viridiplantae; Streptophyta; Magnoliopsida; Fabales; Fabaceae.
GAAAGAAAGAAACACGUACCUUCUUAUCCAAAGAUGGGGAACACCAUAGGAAGGAGUAAAAAAGCCAAGGUUAUGAAGAUAGACGGGGAGACUUUCAAGCUUAAGACUCCGGCCAAAGCAAACGACGUCGUCAAGGACUAUCCCGGUCACGUUCUCCUCGAUUCCCAAGCGGUUAAACAUUUCGGGCUUCGGGCCAAGCCACUCGAACCUCAUCAUGAGCUCAAGCCCAAAAAAAUCUACUUCCUCGUUCAGUUACCGAUUAUUCAGCCCGAAGAAGAAAAAACGGCACUGCCCAGGAGGGUGCGAUCCAGUGGUAUCAGUGGCAUGAACGCAAAGGCUAGGCUCGAGUUGUUAAUGCUCUCGAAACGCUCCGUUUCGGACCUAUCCCUCGUGAACCCGCCUUCGAAUAUGGGUAUGGGUAUGGGUAUGGGCAUGGGCAUGGGCAUGGGCAUGGAUGGGCGCAUGAGGGUCAAGAUGAGGAUCCCAAAGGCCCAGUUGGAAAAAUUGAUGGAGGAGAGCAACGACGAAUCUGAGGUGGCGGAGAAGAUUAUAAGUUUGUAUGUUGGAACUAAUACCGGCGAGUCUGGCGGUUCUGCGGCGGUGGACGGUGGCGUGAGGGUGAACCACAAGCCACGCGGGAAACGAGUGAGUUUUAGCCCAGUGGAAAGUGGAGAAAUUCUAGAAGCAGCUCCUCAUCAAUAGUUACGACUCAAAUGACAAAUAAGCCCUCAGCCCCUGACCAAAAACCGAGGCAGAAGGCUAGCCAAAGCAUUAGCACCACCACCGUUCUGUCCUGGUGCCUCUGAAGCAUGUUAAUUUUGCUCUCAAAUCUGUAGCCUAUUUCAUUAUUGAGAGCAUGUAAAGAGAUUUGAGAGCAUACAUUUAUAGUACUGACAAUUAGAAGUUUCGAGCAUUGCUUCGAAUUUGUGCCUUAUUGCUUGAUCUAUAGCAGACCCCAAAGUGCCUGUAUAGGUUAAGGAAUAAGGAUCCAAGAGGUUUAAAGCAAUGUUUACUGCAAAAGAAACAAUUGAAUGAUUAAAUAUCCGGUUCUAAGAGUAGAGUUGGAGCGCAAGUUUAGAUAGGGAAAUUUAUUUAAUUUCGGUGUAUUAUUGAGUUUGCUAAU